Daktulosphaira vitifoliae (grape phylloxera) is the source of this 611-nucleotide messenger RNA. RefSeq lists its product as uncharacterized. The record is from RefSeq and is a predicted model, not a curated record. The transcript is spliced from 3 exons. NCBI's taxonomy places the organism in Eukaryota, Metazoa, Arthropoda, Insecta, Hemiptera, Phylloxeridae. The annotation marks the transcript as partial.
UAUGGUUGGAGUAUGUCUCAACAUAUGCCAUGUGGUGACUUUAAGUGGUAGACGUGGACGACGAAACAAAAAUUUUUAAGUCAGUGGAAGAGUUACUUGCGGAUUCUCCUGUAGGGAUGGCCCUUGAAGUGACGGUAUCGUACCCGAAAGAAUUACAUGAUGCCCACAACGAAAUGCCGUUUCUACCUGAAUGAAAACGUCCGCCUAAUUCACGGGUCAAAAAACUGUUGUCUACUUUCGAUCGGAAAGGAAACUACGUUGUACAUUAUCUAAAUUUAAAACGGGCUAUGGCGAACGGAUUAAAAGUAGAAAAGGUGCAUAAGGUGUUACAAUUUAAGCAGUCUGCAUGGCUAUCAAAAUAUAUACAACUCAACACGGAAAUGAGACAGAAUGCCAAUAAUUAUUUUGAAAAAGACUUUUUUAAAUUAAUGAACAACGAUGUUUUUGACAAAAUGAUGGAACGUGUACAAUUUAGAACGCAAAUGGAAUUGGUCAAUAAUCCUAAACGAGCGACUAAAUUAAUUAAAAAGCAUAAUUUCAAACAUUACAAUGAAAAUUUAUCGGCGUUUGUAUUGGAAAAUAAAAUUAUCGAUUUUUGUAAACCAGUAUAC